AUGUUGGUUGCUGCCAUGUCGUUGGUUGCUGUGAUCUGGGCCGCUGCCUUGUGUUUGGGCAAGGCUUCAUUGUUGACAUCGGCAAUCCAUGCUGGCCGCAAUGUGACCUUCAAGGACCGUCGGUCAGGUGGGGGAGAUGAUGCGUUACGUGGCAUCCUGAACAAGGCGACCCCCUCUUGCAAACAGGGCCUAAAGAAAUUCUACUGCCACCGGGUUGCUGCCGUGCCUUUGAUCCGCGCCAGCCCGCCUCUGGAGAACUUCUGUGAAGAACGCAGAAGCCGAGGGCCCACUCAGCGCAGCCGGGCCUUUGAAUUCCAAAGAGUCUCGCACGCCAAGAUCGUUUUCUUUGUGCUCGCUUUUGGGUACCCGCUGAAUGUUGGACGGUUGCUGCAAAGCUUGGCGCCGGCUCAACACGUCCUGGUGUUUGGCGGUUGA
Durusdinium trenchii is the source of this 435-nucleotide messenger RNA. NCBI's taxonomy places the organism in Eukaryota, Dinophyceae, Suessiales, Symbiodiniaceae. The record is from the annotation of a GenBank genome assembly.